Carcharodon carcharias (great white shark) is the source of this 1957-nucleotide messenger RNA. RefSeq lists its product as uncharacterized. Gene Ontology annotation, cellular component: sperm plasma membrane; acrosomal membrane. Gene Ontology annotation, biological process: fusion of sperm to egg plasma membrane involved in single fertilization. The coding region runs from base 1090 to 1857 and encodes 255 amino acids. Lineage: Eukaryota; Metazoa; Chordata; Chondrichthyes; Lamniformes; Lamnidae. The transcript is spliced from 5 exons. The record is from RefSeq and is a predicted model, not a curated record.
CGAGCGGCGGACGUCAUCGCGUCGCACGCCGGCACAAUCGGGGCGACGUGAUGACGUUGAGGGGCGGGGUGCUCAGUGGGUAGCACUUUCUCUGGCCUCUUGAGUGAGAAGCUUCUGGGUUCAAGUCCCACCCCACAGAUUUAGCACAUUUAUCUAGGCCAACACUCCCAUUGCAGAUAAAAGCAAAACACUGCAGAUGCUGGAAAUCUGAAAUAAAGACAAAAUGCUGGAAAAAUUCAGCAGGUCUGGCAGCAUCUGCAUCUCUUCAGUCUGAAGAAGAGUCAUGGGGGACCUCGAAAUAUUAACUCUGCCUCUCUCCCCACAGAUGCUGAAGGACCUGCUGAGUUUUUCCAGCACUUUCUGUUUUUACUCCCAGUGCAGUCCUAAGGACUUUUGAAUGAGACGUGAAACGGCCCCCAUCUUCCCCCUCAAACAGGUGUGAAAGAUUCCCCGGUGCUGUUCCAGGAUGAGUGAGCACUUCUCCCUGCAUCCUGGGUUGAUAUUUAUCCCUCGUCAUCACUGAAAAAACAUUCUGACCGUUUAUCAUGUGGGAGCUUCCUGUGCACAAAUUGGUUGCCGUGUUUCCUACAUUAUAACAGUGGCUACAUUUCAAAAGCACUUUGUUGGGUGUGAAAUGUUUUGAGAUGACCUGGGGUCGGGAAAGAUGGAUGAUCUGAGGUCAAGAAGGAUAUUGCAAGCCUUGUCUUUUUUUAAACUUGUCAACCAAGUUCCAGUCUCUUAUCAGAACUAAACAUUGUUGAGACCCGCUAUCACAAGGCAACGUACAUAGGGAGGUUCUCUUGUAAUGCUAAGAUACGACUUAGCACCAGUUGUCCAAGUUUCUAGUAAUUGCUACAGCAUUGGUAAUGUAAAUUUCAAUUUAAGAUCUCAAACAAUGACUCUAUUCUGACCAAGUUCUAGAUCAAUCAACCUGACUAGAUUCACAAAGCCAACUCAUGUCCUCAGUUUUGAAACUCAAUGAGGGAAAUGGCAAUUCGAAAUCAUUGUAUGGAAUCACAAGAGAAACAGCAGAGAUUUGGAAUUACUGACCUCAUUGGCAUGCUUGCUAUCCUUAUGACAGCAUAAAACAUGGAACACUGCCAACCACCCAGUAAACCUAAACUUAACGGGUUUAAUUCAAACACAUACAACCGUCAACCGUUAAACCGAGCAGUUCAACUCGCUUGCAAUCUCAAUAUUGGACCGUCCACCACUGAAUUGACAAUGAGGAAGACAACCAGCACCAUGGUGGUAACCGGCCUCUGGCUUGGUCUCGUCUUGAAGGCCGAAGGCUGCAUGUUUUGUGCUUUUCCACAUAAAAGAAUAAGAGAUAGAUUUGAGAUGCUGUGCGGGAAAUACAAGGAACUUACGGGGGCUACAAAUUGCACCAUGCACACAGAUGCAGAGCUGAACAAAUUUCUAUUUGGUGAGGUUAUCUACCAUAGAACAGAAUCAUUGAACAGUGCAGCACAACUUUUGAACACCAGUCCAGUUAGUUCCACUUUCCCCCCCGCUCUUUCCACAUGUCUCCAAUUUCUAUUCUCCUUCAAGUAUAUACCCAAUUCUCCUUUGAAGGCUGCUACUGACUCCAUACCCACCACCCUAUCAGAUGAAGUGUUGGUCAACAUGAUCUCAGAAAAAGUGCACCGAGUUCUACGGGUUAUAGAGAUCAACCAGACCCUGACAGAUUUGCCCAUCUUUUGGAACUGGCUGUAUGAAGUAAAGCUUCCAAAAUUGACCCAAGAGGCCAUGUGUGCCCCCAAAUGCAGGGACUCCACGACAGUUAUAAAUUGCACCACGUGUCUGGAGGUGGAGGUCAACUGCUGGAGGCUGAAGACCUGCUGGCCGAGUGAGUAAAGGCCCCCACCCAGGUCCCCCCACAACCACCCUGUUGUUUGACAAGAGGCAGAUCCGCAGUUUCCCCAGAGACUUUGGUUUUCGGGGGUGUGGGAGGAUA